Suncus etruscus (white-toothed pygmy shrew) is the source of this 1629-nucleotide messenger RNA. It is a transcript of the gene MMP21, whose product is annotated as matrix metallopeptidase 21. Gene Ontology annotation, cellular component: extracellular matrix. Gene Ontology annotation, biological process: extracellular matrix organization; proteolysis; collagen catabolic process. The transcript has 7 exons. The record is from RefSeq and is a predicted model, not a curated record. Gene Ontology annotation, molecular function: zinc ion binding; metalloendopeptidase activity. The coding region runs from base 1 to 1629 and encodes 542 amino acids. Lineage: Eukaryota; Metazoa; Chordata; Mammalia; Eulipotyphla; Soricidae.
AUGCUUGCAGCCUCCCUCCUGCUCUGCUGCCUCGCUGCACCCCUGCCCACCCAUCUGGAGAUGCUCUUCCAUAGCCGUGACCGCUCAGACCUGCGUCCGGUCCCCCAGCAACGUGCCCAGCCCAUCGCUGACCUCCCUGCGGCACAGCGCUUCCUGUCCAAGUAUGGCUGGACCGAGCCACAGCCCCGCUCCCGGACUCCGGCUGCCCUGGCCCCAGCUGUACGAAGGUUCCAGAAGGUGAACGCACUGCCAGUGAGUGGGGAGCUGGACACGGCCACGCUGGAGGCCAUGAACAGGCCACGCUGCGGCGUCCCUGACACACUGGCCCCGGCGCUGCCCAGAGCCCGGCCCAAGCGCUCCCUGCCACGACUGCCACCCCGGAGUGCCCCCCAGAUUCCUAGCAAGGCCUCCCGCGCUCCUGGCAAGGCCCCUCGAGUCUUCCCGCGGCGCACCCUGAGCUGGCGGCUGGUGACCGAGGGCUACACAGGCCAGCUGGCGGCGGCCGAGCAGAGGCGUGUCCUGGCUCUCGCUUUCCGCAUGUGGAGCGAGGUGGCACCCCUGCACUUCCGAGAGGACCUCUCAGGGCCUGUGGCUGCAGUGGACAUUAGGCUGGGCUUCGGCCGAGGCCGGCACCUGGGCUGCCCACGCACGUUUGACGGGAGCGGGCAGGAGCUCGCGCAUGCCUGGCGCCUGGGCGAUGUCCACUUCGACGAUGAUGAGCACUUCACAGCUCCCAGCAGCAACGCAGGCAUUAGCCUCCUACGAGUGGCCGUCCAUGAAAUUGGCCAUGUCCUGGGCCUGCCACACAGCUACAGGACUGGCUCCAUCAUGCAGCCCAACUACCCACAGCAGGAGCCGAGGUUUGAGCUAGACCAGGCCGACCGCAGGGCCGUUCAGAAGCUAUACGGUGCCUGUGAGGGGCCCUUCGACGUGGCCUUUGACUGGAUCCGCCGUGAGAGAAACCCGAAUGGCCGCACCUCGUUGCGCUUCAGCACCUAUUUCUUCCGCCGCAGCUGGUACUGGCUAUACGAGAACCGUAACAACAGGACUCGCUACGGGGACCCACUCCCCAUCUCACUGGGCUGGCAUGGAGUCCCAGCACGAGACCUAGAUGCCUUUGUGCACGUCUGGGGCGUCGGGAGGGACGAGCGCUACUUCUUCAAAGGAAAUCAGUACUGGAGAUAUGACAGUGAGAAGGACCAGGCCCACAGCAAAGAUGAGCAUGGGAGAAGUUACCCCAAGCUCAUCUCGGAAGGGUUUCCUGGAGUUCCGAGCCCUCUGGACACUGCCUUCUACGACCUACAGAAGCAGCUGAUCAUCUUUUUCCAGGCGUCCUUGGUGUUUGCUUUUAACAUCAGCAGUAACCGAGUUCUUGACUCUUACCCAAAGAAACUUACGGAGGUUUUCCAAGCCACAGUGCCUCGAGACCAUCCUCUCAGGAGCCUGGACUCAGCCUACUUCUCCUUUGCCCAGCGUUCUGUCUUCCUCUUCAAGGGCCGCCACUACUGGAAGGUGGUUGGUGGUCAGGAUGGGAUGGGGAUGCCUCCCUAUACGCUGCUCCCCAAACAGCUUGUCUCGAGGACGUGGUUUGACAUCUGUGAUGUGCACGUGUCUACCCUGAGUAUGUGA